UAUUUCAAUCUUGUUUGACAAACUGUACUUUGCUUUGAUUGUAAGAUGUAUCAAUUAGUAUAUCAAUCAAUCUACAUCUGUCCCGUGGAAAUGUGUUCGGUUCCCCGUAUCUUCAUGGCCGUAGCUUCUUUUGCUCUUUCUGUUUCCGUAUAGUUAACUUUCCUCUCUUCAUCUCUUCUUUCGGUUAGCUUAGGAACCAAUUUUCCUCUUUAUUCCACAAGUCUGAUUUUGUUUCUCAUACUCGAUCAAGACAUAUACAUACACAUAUAUAUUUUCUUGAUUCUUAGUUUCAACGGAUCAUUACAUCAUGAGAAGCUCGAGAGGCGGCCAAAUGGUAACGGAAAGCAGCAAAAACCAGCGGAGACAAAAAUUCGGCAACAUUUUGCACCAGUCUGAUCAUGCCGAUGAAGAAGAAUACCAUACCCGCAUCAGCAGCACAUCUGAUGCUACCCCAGCAAAUCACGAACAAAAUUCUCGACUGAGUUCCGAGAUCAAUACCUCCCUGUACAGCACGCCUUCUUAUGACCAAUCAUCUCCAUGUUCAGCACCCUCAUGGGAUCAAUUAGCAUCUCAAAUCCCAACCGACCUAGUAUCUCCUUUGUCAGGGUCCCCAUGGUCCUCCCAUGUUGAGAUGGCAAGUGAUAGUUAUUCUUAUACUGGUCUAAUGGGGUCCCUGGUUCGUGAAGAAGGUCACAUUUAUUCGUUAGCAGCUACGCGGGACAUGUUGUACACGGGAUCAGAUAGCAAGAGCAUAAGGGUGUGGAAGAAUCAGAAGGAAUUUUCAGGAUUCAAAUCAAACAGUGGGUUGGUUAAAGCAAUUAGUAUUGCUGGUGAAAGAAUAUUUACGGGUCAUCAAGAUGGAAAAAUAAGAAUGUGGAAAGUAUCUGCCAAGGACCCUAGCAUUCACAAGCGCAUUGGCACAUUACCGACCAUGAAAGCUCGUAUUAAAAGCUCAAUCAAACCAAGCAAUUACGUUGAGGUGAGGAGAAACCGUAAUGUGGUCUGGAUCAGGCAUUUUGAUGCCAUCUCAUCUCUCAGCCUCAGCGAGGAUAAGAGCCUUUUGUAUUCAGCGUCAUGGGACAAAACCAUUAAGGUUUGGAGGAUAUCAGAUUCAAAAUGUUUGGAAUCUAUACAAGCCCACGACGAUGCAGUAAACACUGUCGUUGCAGGAUUUGAUGGGUUAGUCUUCUCUGGAUCAGCUGAUGGAAGCGUCAAAGUAUGGCGAAGAGAGUUGCAAGGAAAGGGAACAAAACAUUUCUUUUCGCAAACUCUGUUAAAGCAAGAAUGUGCAGUAACAGCAUUGGCUGUCGAUCCUUCUGCUACUAUUCUCUACUGUGGUUCGUCAGACGGGCUAGUGAAUUUUUGGGACCGUGAAAAGCUAAGUCACUGUGGAAUUUUGAGGGGUCAUAAGCUGGCUGUUCUAUGCUUGGCUACAGCAGGGAACUUAGUCUUUACUGGAUCAGCUGACACAAAUAUUUGCGUCUGGAAAAGGGAGGAGGGUGAUCAUAUUUGUUUGUCAGUAUUGAAUGGCCAUUCUGGCCCGGUGAAAUGCUUGGCUGUUGAAGAGGAGAAGGUUGCAAUGGGGGCUGAUGGGUAUUGUAUUCUGUAUAGUGGUAGCCUGGAUAAGUCGGUCAAGAUAUGGAGAGUGUCCCCGCAACCGGCACAUGUGCAGCAGCAGCAGCAGAUCACCCAAGAGGCCGAGCGUUGUUGUGCUCAACCCAGAAAUUUGCCAUCAAUCCAUAGCUUCUCGUCACAAAAUAGUAGGGUAAGUCAAAGGAGGCAUUUCUAGGAGACAACGUAACCUUCAAAUUUCUCGGAUUUUGGCAUAUUAGAAUUUUGCACUAGCAUAUCAAUUGCGCUGGGAAUUUGGUUUUGGAAGUUUGAAUUGCGUGCAUAUACAGACGGAGUUAAUUAAUUAACGUAAAGCUUCUCAUUGUAAUUAUAGCUAGCUGUCAUGGGUUCCCAUUCAUUAAUCAACUGCAAAUUACAAAAUUAAAUAUGUAUAUACGAUUACAAGCUCUAUACAAGGGGCCUGAUGGGUCGCUUUGAAAUUUGAACAAAGCAAGCAAUAGAACAUUUUGGCUCGCAA
This is a messenger RNA of Coffea arabica (coffee), 2089 nucleotides long. Its product is annotated as protein JINGUBANG-like. The record is from RefSeq and is a predicted model, not a curated record. NCBI's taxonomy places the organism in Eukaryota, Viridiplantae, Streptophyta, Magnoliopsida, Gentianales, Rubiaceae. Gene Ontology annotation, molecular function: protein binding.